Messenger RNA from Trichoderma citrinoviride, 732 nucleotides. RefSeq lists its product as hypothetical. Bases 1 to 732 code for a protein of 243 amino acids. NCBI's taxonomy places the organism in Eukaryota, Fungi, Ascomycota, Sordariomycetes, Hypocreales, Hypocreaceae. The transcript has a single exon. The record is from RefSeq and is a predicted model, not a curated record.
AUGCGUAGUUCAGACCCCUUCCGGCGCGUCAGGGGAUGCGUACAUACAAGCAUCGAAGUCAGGCUUCCUCGUCCUCCGGUGCUCGGGAGUGACGGUACUCUCGUCUCUCCGCCAUCCACACCUCCUCCCCUGGGGCUUUCCGAAGCCGAAGUGGCGGCUUGGCAUCGGAAGAGGCAGCAUGAAGAGAUGCAAGGCUUGCAACUCGAGCUCUGGAAACGAGGACUCGAAAGGUUUGGCCGCCUCGACGACGCACACGUCUUCGUCAGGGCGCUGCCACUCGCAGGGGCUCGCAGCCCUACCUCAUCGACGUCUGAGGAGUCGGACGUGCCAUUCUCCUCGUUGUCAUCUCCCACGUCGACGGUCCCGAAGCGCCUUUCUCUCCGAGCAAUUGUCCAUUCACGGUCGAAUCCGCCUUUUGGCUUGAAGCGCGAGUUUGAUUUGGAUGCCUUGAGGGAAACGAUACCCGAGCCUCUGCCUAAGUCUCUGCCACGCCUCUUUGAUCGGGAGAAAUGGCUGUCCAAAGUGCAGUUGGCCAGUGGCUUUCGGCGGGCAUCUUGGCCGGCAGCAACACCUCCUCCCCUUGUCAAAACAUCUGUAGCAGAUGAGAGGAAGACGGCAGAGUCGGUUGAGCCCAAUCCAUCCGUCUCGGCCCAGGGUAUCCAAUUGAUGGUGGGCGUGCCAAUAAGUGAGUACAUUCUCCUCCCUCGCUCUGAUACUGCUUCUUGUCAGUGA